Messenger RNA from Marmota flaviventris (yellow-bellied marmot), 4404 nucleotides. RefSeq names its product peroxidasin like (gene Pxdnl). Gene Ontology annotation, molecular function: heme binding; peroxidase activity; protein binding. Gene Ontology annotation, biological process: response to oxidative stress. The record is from RefSeq and is a predicted model, not a curated record. Lineage: Eukaryota; Metazoa; Chordata; Mammalia; Rodentia; Sciuridae.
AUGGAGCCCAGACUCCUCUGCUGGACCACUUGCUUCCUCCUGGCCAGCUGGUGUCUGCCGGUGCUGCCCUGCCCCAGCCGGUGCCUUUGCUUUAAGAGCACCAUCCGCUGCAUGCACUUGAUGCUGGAUCACAUUCCUCAGGUACCACAGCAGACCACGGUCCUAGACUUGAGGUUUAACAGAAUAAGAGAAAUUCCAGGGAGUGCCUUCAAGAAACUCAAGAAUCUGAACACUCUUCUUCUGAACAACAAUCAAAUCAGAAAGAUUUCCAGAACUGCUUUUGAAGGACUUGAAAAUUUGCUGCAUCUGUACCUGUACAAGAAUGAAAUUCAUGAACUAGAUAAGCAAACGUUUAAAGGACUCGUAUCCUUGGAACAGCUGUAUAUCCAUUUCAACCAAUUAGAAACACUACAUCCAGAGACCUUUGAAGACCUUCUGAAAUUAGAGCGACUAUUUUUGCAUAACAACAAAUUAUCUACAAUCCCAGCUGGGAGCUUUUCUCAUCUGGAUUCAUUAAAAAGACUGCGUCUGGAUUCCAAUGCUCUGGUUUGUGACUGUGAUUUAAAGUGGCUGGGGGAACUUUUACAAGGCUAUAUCCAGAAUGGCCAAACUCAGGCCGCUGCUACAUGUGACCACCCCCAAGGACUUCAUGGGCGCCCGGUUGCGUCAGUAACAGUGGAGGAAUUUAAUUGCGAAAGUCCCCGAAUUACUUUUGAGCCCCAAGAUGUGGAGGUAACCUCAGGAAAUACUGUCUACUUCACCUGCCGAGCUGAAGGAAACCCCAAGCCUAAGAUUACAUGGAUACAUAACAACAAUUCACUGGAUCUUGAGGAUGACACCCGUCUUAACAUGUUUGAUGAUGGGACACUCAUGAUCCGGAACACCAGAGAGUCAGACCAAGGCAUCUAUCAGUGUAUGGCCAGGAACUCUGCUGGGGAAGCCAAGACACAGAAUGCCAUGCUCAGAUACCACAGUCUUCCGGCCAAGCCUAGCUUUGUAAUCCAGCCCCAGGACACGGAGGUUUUAAUUGGCACCAGCACAACUUUGGAAUGCAUGGCCACAGGCCACCCACACCCCCAUAUAACUUGGACCAGGGACAAUGGAGAGGCACUGGAUGGAUCCAGGCACAUAGAAACCUCCAGUGGACUCCACUUGCAGAGCAUCACCCUGAGGGAUCAUGGCGGAUUCACCUGUCACGCCAACAAUAGUCAAGGCUCUGUUCACGCCACAGCCAACGUCAUUGUACAAGCUCCACCACAAUUUAUAAGAAGCCCCACGGACCAGGUGGUGUUGGAGGAGCAUGCUGUAGAACUUCUUUGUGAAGCUGAAGGCCGCCCACCACCAGUUAUCCUCUGGACCAAAGCAGGAAGACGGCUCCCUGUGGAAGGCCGACAUACAGUUCUUUCCUCUGGCACUCUGAGAAUUGACCGUGUAGCACAACACGAUGAAGGUCAAUAUGAAUGCCAAGCAGUCAGUCCACUGGGGGUGAGAAAGGUGUCUGUCCACCUGACCGUAAAGCCCAAAGCUCUCCCAGUGUUUACUCGACUUCCUCAGGAUGCAAAGGUAGAUGUUGGGAAGAAUAUAAACAUUUCAUGUCAUGCUCAAGGAGAACCGCAGCCUAUAAUUACUUGGAAUAAGGCAGGUAUACAGAUUACUGAGAGUGGUAAAUUCCAUAUCGACAGUGGAGGCACACUGACCAUCUACGACGCAGGCCAGGCUGACCAAGGAAGAUACGAAUGUCUGGCUCGGAAUUCAUUUGGCCUUGUUGUGGCAAACAUGUUUCUUACAGUCACUGCAAUACAGGUUAAACAAGCUGGCGAUGACUUUGUUGAAUCAUCUAUUCUUGACGCGGUACAGAGGGUUGACAGUGCAAUUAACUCCACACGAAGACAUUUGUUUUCACAAAAACCUCACACUCCCAGUGAUCUGCUGGCUCAAUUUCGUUACCCAAGUGACCCAUUUACUGUGGAGACAGCAAGAGCAGGGGAAAUUUUUGAGCACACACUGCAGCUGAUCCGGGACCGUGUGAAGCAGGGGCUGACUGUUGAUCUGGAAGGCAGAGAAUUCCGCUACAAUGAUUUGGUUUCCCCGCGCUACCUUGGCCUCAUCGCCAAUCUGUCCGGUUGCACAGCCCACAGACGUCUGCCUAACUGCUCUGACCUGUGCUUUCAUCAGAAGUACCGGACCCACGACGGAACGUGCAACAACCUGCAGCACCCGACGUGGGGCGCGUCCCUGACAGCCUUGGUGCGCGUCCUGCAGCCUGCCUAUGAGAAUGGCUUCAAUUCGCCCCGUGGGGCUGGCCGCCACAAUGGGGACGGCCGCUCUCCGCUCCCGCUGCCAAGGCUGGUUUCCACCGUGUUGGCUGGCACAGCGGCGGUCACUCCAGACCACAGGUACACACACAUGCUUAUGCAGUGGGGACAGUUUUUGGACCACGACUUGGAUCAUACAGUGCCUGCACUGAGCACCGCCCGCUUUUCGGAUGGGCAGCCUUGCAGCUCCGCCUGCACGAAUGACCCUCCUUGCUUCCCUAUUGCCAUUCCGCCAGAGGAUCCCAGGGGCGCCCAAGCACCCUGCAUGUUCUUUACACGCUCCAGCCCCGUGUGUGGCAGCGGCACAACCUCUUUGAUGAUGAAUUCAGUCUAUGCACGAGAGCAGAUCAACCAGCUCACAGCCUACAUUGAUGCUUCCAAUGUUUACGGGAGCUCAGAGCGGGAAUCCCAGGUUCUCAGAGACCUUUCUGCACCCAAGGGACUGCUGAGGACGGGCUUACCUUGGUCCUCUUCUGGGAAGCACUUAUUGCCCUUUUCUUCAGGCCCACCCACCGAAUGCACUAGAGGUGAACGAGACAGCCACAGUAGCCCCUGUUUCCUGGCGGGGGACCACAGGGCUAAUGAGCAGCUGGCUCUGACGGCUAUGCACACCUUGUGGUUCCGGGAACACAACAGGGUGGCCACAGAACUAUCAGCCCUAAACCCCCACUGGGAUGGAGACACCCUUUAUCAGGAAGCCAGGAAGAUUGUGGGUGCGGAACUUCAGCACAUCACCUACAGCCACUGGCUGCCCAAGAUUCUUGGGGACCCUGGCAUGAAGAUGCUGAGGGAGUACCAGGGGUAUGAUCCCAACGUGAAUGCUGGGAUCAUUAACUCUUUUGCCACUGCAGCCUUUAGAUUUGGCCACACAUUAAUCAAUCCUAUUCUUUACCGAUUGAAUGAUACCUUCGGUGAAAUUCCCGAAGGCCACCUUCCACUCCACAAAGCUUUCUUUUCGCCAUCCAGAAUACUCGAGGAAGGUGGGAUAGAUCCACUCCUUCGGGGGCUAUUUGGAGUAGCCACUAAAUUGCGGGUGCCCUCGCAACUUCUCAACCUUGAAUUGACAGAGAAGUUGUUCUCCACGGCCCAUUCUGUGGCUCUGGAUUUGGCUGCCACCAACAUUCAAAGGGGCCGGGAUCAUGGUAUCCCUCCAUAUGUUGACUACAGAGUUUUCUGUAAUUUGACUUCUGUUGAGAACUUUGAGGAUCUUCAGAAUGAAAUUAAAGAUUUGGAGAUAAUACAAAAAUUGAAAAAGUUGUACAGCACCCCAGGUGACAUUGAUUUAUGGCCCGCCCUGAUGGUUGAAGACCUGAUUCCUGGUACGAGAGUGGGACCGACACUUAUGUGCCUCUUUGUUACCCAGUUUCAGCGGCUAAGAGAUGGAGAUAGGUUCUGGUAUGAAAACCCUGGAGUUUUUACCCCUGCACAACUCACUCAGCUGAAACAGGUGUCACUGGGCCGUGUGCUUUGCGACAAUGGUGACAACAUUCAGCAGGUUCAGCCGGAUGUCUUUGUGAAGGCGGAAUACCCACAGGGCUACCUGAGUUGUGGUGAGAUCCCAAAGAUGGAUUUGCGAAUGUGGAAAGACUGCUGGGAAGACUGCAGGAGUAGAGGGCAACCUAGAGCAUUCGCACCAGAAUCUCGAAAGAAACGCUCUGCUCAACGCAGCUACUCUGGCAAGAAAAAGGUGGACCUAAGUGAUCCGCUUAAUAGGCAACAAGACAGCUUGAACGUGGAUGACGAUGCUACAAUUGUGUUGCUUCUGGCCAAAACAAAGUUUUUCCAGGAUUUCAGCAAUUUUGCAGCAGAAAUUCAGAAAACCAUUACAGCUCUCAAAGAGCAGAUAAACAAGCUGGAGGCACGCCUAAAGCAGGGGGGAUGCAGGGAUGAUAAAGGGACGCACAGGAGAGACCGGGAGCACUGGAUGAAAGAAGACUGCAUUAACUGUACCUGUGAGAGUGGCCAAGUCACGUGCAUGGUGAAGAAUUGUCCCUUGGCUCCAUGUCUCAGUCCUGAAUUGAUGAAAGGAAGCUGUUGUCCAGUGUGCAGAGACCAAAGAAUGCCACCUGAUGCCUCCAAGAAACACUAG